CUAAAAGCGGCGUUGACGUCCUUCCGCAUCGAAGCCCAACUUGAACUUCGUCUUCAGUUCUUGGCAUUGAAGCUCCGCGGGCAACGCUGCAUCCAUUGCCCGUGCCGUCGACUGCAAGCCGGUACUACUACAUCUUGAAUGUAGUUGGCGAUACACGACUUCUGCCAGCGGCAUUCAGGUCCAGUUGCUCGAUCCGGUGUCAGCCAAACCUCUAUACAUCAUGGCGGACCGCGAAGCGAGGUUUACGAGCGAUGCCUUCGUCGACACGACGCCUAUGCCGGAGCACAUUCCGAAAGUGAAGGAGAUUGGAGCCAGUUCAGCACCGUUAUUGAGCGCCUCCUUCUUCAUUGGCGACCGAUGCCGACCUUAUAACGACGAUUACAUGCAGUGCAAGACCGAGUCGUAUGGACGAGGAGAGCUGGACUGCAUGAGGGAGGGGAGGAAAGUCACAAGAUGUGCCGCGAGCGUAUUGGCGGACAUCAACAAGAACUGUCUUGAAGAAUUCCGGGCGCAUUGGUCGUGUCUGGAAAACAACAACCACCAAUUAUGGCAAUGCCGACGGCCUGAAAGGGUGUUGAACAGAUGCGUGUUUGACAAGAUUGGCUUGCAAAAGACCAUUCCGGAUACUCCCAAGGGCGAGACACCCAUCCAUCUCAGAGAUAGGCAGCUUUACGCAGACACGAGAACCGUUGUUUAUCCGUGGGAGAAAGACGUCGGCAUUAGAAAGGACGGAGCUAAGCAGCCCUCAUGACCACAUGUUUAAUGGCUCGUAUUGGCAAAGCUCGCUCAGUGCCUUGGAGUGCUCGGUGUCAUCAUAUCUGUUUUGCAGCGGCAUUUGCGGCUCCGCUCUAGACCACACGGAUGGCUAUGGCUAGAGUUUGAGGAAUUGUACAUAUUCUGAGAGAGGCUUCGGUGGUGAAGUAAUUGCUAGGACAUGCCGCUGAGCGAUCCGGAAAAGCGUCAUGAAUCCGUGAUACUCCAGACUGGCUCAUUCUAUCACUAGCUAUCGAGAAGUCCGUCCUGGCAAGUAUGGCAUCAAUUGCAACACUCUCCACCGCUGGUAGCAUGCCAAUUCCUCCCCAACUGGUCGGUAUCAUCUCGCCUCGCAUGUCUCACAGGCCUUGAUCUUCCUCUGGUGGUGUCUUGCACGGGUCUUCGUCCGAAUCACUGUCGUCAUCGUCAUACAUAGCCCGGACCGGGUCGAGUGUGCCCUGAGCUACUUCCUUCAGUCGUCGACCGACCAUUAUCGCUUGGUCAAGGCUCAUCGUGUUGACGCUGCGCAGAAAUUCCGCCUUGGGGAUCCCAUCGAAGUAUCUCAUCUCUUUGCCUCUGAUCUUCUCCACAUUAUUGAGUUCCUGCAACAAUAGCAAGCUCGAUACCUCGCGUUGCUUGUUGAUGACGUCCGGUUGCUUGCAGGCCUUUUUGCCAUGUACUUUGGUACCUUGGUAUUGACAUUGUUUGUUGUGGUCCAUGAUGUGGGCCGUAGAGCAGCCAGUACCCUGGCAAUUGACGAGUUUCUUGCCAUGUUUGCAUUGCUUGGGGACGAUGAUGGAGUCUCCACAGUUCGCGCAAGCAAUUGUCUUGGGGGCCGGAGUACUCGUGUCUUUUUGAGGGGCUUUCUUCUUUCUCCUCGAACCCAUGACUAGCAGGGCCAGAAUAGUGUCUGUUGGAAGUGUUGGUCUAGUACCACAGGUCUUCCCCUGUCCUCAAGUCCAGCUCCAGGCUUGCUUCCCCUGGGACGGUUUGGCUAGUGGUAGUGCUAUGUUUUGAUUGUAAAGGUCCAAAGAUGUGGUCUGUUGAUGGUUUAAAGAGACAUUUGAUGAUGGAGUAAACGGAUUUCGAGGUAGUGUUGGCCCUUCAAACAGCGCGGGCACGAUGUCAUCGUGUACAGUCCAACGAGACCUCCUUGGUAUGCUACCAAUACUUCAAACGGCGGCGACCCUAUACGCGGCUGGAGAAUUUAUCAACUGUGCAGAAAAGAAAAAGACACUGCUUGGAGCAAGCAUGAAGAGUGAUUACAAAAGUGUCGUCUGUGUGCCAGUGUGAGGAAGUGGUUACCAGGUAUCCAUGGCGUCCCUGCCAGGUCUAAAAAGGGUUGAUGGGACGCUUGAAGGGGAGAAAGAUAUGUAAGGCUUGUCCUGCCUGUGUCCUAGACAUGAUCCAAGCAACAGUGCUCCUCCGCGGAAGAAUCAGCCGGGAUCAGCCCGUUAUAAGGUGUUGACACCAGAUGAAUGGGAGAAUGCAAAACAGACUUACAACAAGGCUGAAGCCAUAACAGGCAUCAAGUUAUCAGAGGAAUUACCACCCCACAGAUUCUAGCGGAGGAGAAAGAGGCCCGGAUCGCGUCCCGGAGCCUGAGGCUUGUUAG
Exophiala dermatitidis NIH/UT8656 is the source of this 2368-nucleotide messenger RNA. Its product is annotated as NADH dehydrogenase (ubiquinone) 1 alpha subcomplex 8. Bases 221 to 751 code for a protein of 176 amino acids. Lineage: Eukaryota; Fungi; Ascomycota; Eurotiomycetes; Chaetothyriales; Herpotrichiellaceae. The transcript is spliced from 4 exons. The record is from RefSeq and is a predicted model, not a curated record. Gene Ontology annotation, biological process: mitochondrial electron transport, NADH to ubiquinone.